CCGUAAGAGAAGGAUCGCGCCGUGACCCAGCGCGGCCAUGGCCGGCUUCAUCAACUUCGCGGACGAGGAGGAGGUGCGGGCGUACCUGGAGAACCUGCACGUGGAGUACAGCUACCAGUGCUUCAAGGAGAAGGACCCGGACGGCUGCCAGCGCUUCGCCGAUUACCUGGACGCCGUGAGGAAGGACUUCGUGGCGGCGGCGCGGGUGCUGCGCGACAACUGCGAGGUGCACGGGCACAGCGAGAGCUGCUACAAACUGGGGGCCUACCAGGCCCUCGGCAAAGGUGGACUCAACCCGGAUUUGAAAGCUGCCUACAAAUCUUUCAUCAAGUCAUGUGAGAAAGGUGGGAAGAAGUCAGCAAAUGCAUGUCACAGUGCUGGGCUGCUGGCCCAGGACGGGAAAGCCAACAAUGAUCAGCCUGACCCUGUGGUUGCUAGAGACUAUUACACAAAAGCCUGUGAUGGCAAUUUUGCUCCCAGCUGCUUCAACCUGAGUGUGAUAUACCUGCAGGGAGCACCUGGGGUCCCCAAGGACAUGAGCCAUGCCUUGAAGUACUCGCUGAAAGGCUGUGAGCUGGGGCACGUGUGGGCUUGUGCCAAUGCCAGCCGCAUGUACAAACUGGGAGAUGGUGUUGAGAAGAAUGAUGCUAAGGCAGAGGAUCUGAAAAACAGGGCAAAACAGUUGCAUAAUGAACAGAAAGAAGCUGCAAGUUCUCUAACAUUUGGGGAGUAAAAGUUGCAGAGUUGGGGAGUUGGCAGUUGCAGAUAUUAAGACUGGUUUUUAAAUGGCAAGUGAACUUAAUAUUUAAAUUGUGAGCGUACAGUUUUCAUUUAAAUAAAUAUCCUGUAUUUGGAUAUGCAAAUAAAAUUAUAUUUUUGUGGAUACAAUAAAUGUCUGUCUCUGCUGUGCCCUUCUA
Messenger RNA from Lonchura striata (white-rumped munia), 917 nucleotides. It is a transcript of the gene COA7, whose product is annotated as cytochrome c oxidase assembly factor 7. Gene Ontology annotation, molecular function: protein binding. The record is from RefSeq and is a predicted model, not a curated record. Gene Ontology annotation, cellular component: mitochondrial intermembrane space. NCBI's taxonomy places the organism in Eukaryota, Metazoa, Chordata, Aves, Passeriformes, Estrildidae.